Molecule: messenger RNA, 553 nt
Organism: Aspergillus campestris IBT 28561
Lineage: Eukaryota; Fungi; Ascomycota; Eurotiomycetes; Eurotiales; Aspergillaceae
Exons: 1
Coding region: 203-514 (103 amino acids)
Source: RefSeq, a predicted model, not a curated record
CUGUCUCAAACGUAACCCAAACAACCAUUGGCCAGCCACACAAAGCAAUCAACCCCUCGAUAGAAAAAACGACGAGUCCCCAAGGAAGUCGUUUGUUUGCCUGUCCGUCCGUCCGUCCUCAUCAAUCCGGCGCGGUCUUGGCCCCACGAUCAAAUAAUACCUACCCACGGAGUACGGAGUACUACCUAGGUCAGCUGCUCAAAUGGCCAACCCAACGGACUACAGACUGCAAGAAGGUUGCAUCAACCGCCUGAUCGACGAUGUGGCCUCUUCUUAUUCCCCUUCGGACCCUUUCGGGGUAAUAGUAUGGAAUUAUGCGUCUUUGAUUGGGAUAAUUACCUCCAAUUGCUUUACUUUGCUUUGCUUACUUUACUUCUGGGCUAUCAGAUGUGGCGAUGCAGACGCCUUCCACAUAUAUAUCCCCAUGGACACCAACGCAUACAUAGGUCGGAGUAUACAUACUCAGCUCAUCCAUGCAAGAGACCCUGAAACACCACCAACACUAUCUGGGUAGUCAGUCGUCUGUAUAAUGUACGGAGUGGAUGUAUUAUGU